This is a messenger RNA of Asterias rubens (European starfish), 3553 nucleotides long. RefSeq names its product protein SET-like. Gene Ontology annotation, biological process: nucleosome assembly. Gene Ontology annotation, molecular function: chromatin binding; histone binding. The transcript is spliced from 7 exons. The record is from RefSeq and is a predicted model, not a curated record. Lineage: Eukaryota; Metazoa; Echinodermata; Asteroidea; Forcipulatida; Asteriidae. The coding region runs from base 118 to 999 and encodes 293 amino acids. Gene Ontology annotation, cellular component: chromatin; nucleus.
UGUAGUGACGCCACACACAGUUCCCGCGAAACGCAAAAAUCUCGGGCAAAUGCCCUUUGUGACACCGCGCAUGCGCAUCAGUCCCACUGUCAACCUCGUGAAGUAAAAGUAGACAAAAUGUCUUCGCCACCAGCCAAAAUAAGGAAAGAAGAGACGAAAAAUAACGGGCAAAAUGUCGCAGAAGUUGAAGAAACAGAUAUUAACCAGGAGGCAGUGGAGGCAAUUGACAAUGUGCAGAACAAGAUCGACGCAUUGAAUGAGCAAGCCAGUGAAGAGAUUUUACAUGUGGAACAGAAGUACAACAAAUUGAGGAAGCCCUACUUCGAGGAGCGGGCGAAGAUGAUUGAGAAGAUUCCUCACUUCUGGGUCACAACUUUCUUACACCAUCCCCAAGUGUCCAUGUUAUUAGACGAACAAGACGAAGAAGCCCUGCAGUAUCUGACCAAAGUGGAAGUACAGGAGUUUGAGGACAUCAAGUCGGGCUACAAAAUAUUAUUUCAUUUCAAACCAAACAAUCCCUAUUUUGAAAACGAAGUUAUCCACAAGGAAUUCCACCUCAACGAUUCCGGAGACCCUUCGUCAAAGUCGUCAGCCAUCAAGUGGAAGCCAGGAAUGGACUUGACUAAAAGGAACACGGCCAUGCAGCAGAAGGGUGUACCACAAAAGAGGCCACACACAGACAGCGAGAGUUUCUUCUGUUGGUUCAACGAUCACACGGACGCAGGAGCCGAUGAACUCGGCGAGGUCAUCAAGGACGACAUCUGGCCGAACCCUCUCCAAUAUUUCCUUAUUCCCGACGGUAAGGAAGAGGGUGAUGAGGAUAGUGACGGUGCUGAUCUUGAUGACAUCGCCGAGUACGAUGAGGACGACGAUGAAGAUGAUGAUGAAGAUGAUGAUGAUGAGGGAGACGAGGAAGGACUUGAAGAUUUCGAGGGCGAGGGUGAUGAAGAUGAUGUACCUGAAGAUGAAGAUGAUGAUGACGAUGAGGCAGAUGCUUAAAGUUUGUGUUCUCCCUGUCUCUUUAUUUUUUACAACCUGGCAAUGUUGGACAUCAAGAUUAGCAUCGUCACCAAACCCCAACUCCCCAUCCUCUAUCUAUAAACCAGCAUUUUUGCCUUCUCUCAAUACAAGACGACAGAAACUGCUUCAGAAAUUUACCAUUAUUCAGAGUUUUUGUGUGCUGGCACCAACAAUGGUUUGGGGAGCAGAUUUGGGGUUCAACAUUUUUGUACGUCGACUCUGAUUUUUUCUCUCGUUUUCUUCCGCUGUGAGUUCACAAUGUCUGGGUGACCUUUCAGUGACCUCUUGAUUGCCUGAAUUAGCGUCAAUGUAAUUCAAAAAAUAAAACUAAAACAACUGCACUUUUUUUAAAGAGACCCCAAAGGAUUUGAUGUGUUUUUGUUCGUUUGAAGCCGAAGGCUGCCAUGGUAACAGUUUAUUUUUUCUCUAGACUAUUAUUAUUCCUUAUGUUGAUAUGAAAUCCAGAAAUUUAAUCCGACGGACUGUGAGUAUUUUCUUUUGCUUAUGUAGUGUGAAAUUUAGGCAUAAUAUUUAUACCAUUUUUUAAGGAGGCAUUAGCAGAAACAUUCCACAGAGCUAUAAUGUAGGAAAGGUAGGGAGCUUGAAUUAUUUUGCAGCAAUAUCGUGCGGUGGAUAUUUUGUGGUUACAAACUUCUCAAACUGAUCUAGGAUUUACGUCGGAGAUGACCGGAUGAAUUUGUUUUCAAAAUACUAUGAAGUUUCCUCCUAUGUUGAGUCCCUCAACUUCUCUAGACCCCAAAUACUUAUAUGUUGACUUGAAGCCCCACUUCAUUCAUAGCCUUUGAAUUUUUUAAACUCAAUGCUUUGACUCCUGUAUAGACUUGACCUGUUUAAAUAGUCUCAAUUUCUUUUGGAAUGUAAACAGCGCCCUCAUGUGGUAGUGCACAGGAAGGGAAGCUACAAGAUAAAUGACCGCUCCAAGAAUUUUCUUAAAAUUAUAUUAAAAUCUUUGGGGUCUGCUGUAGUGGAAUAAACUGUAUGGCUAUUUUCUGUCCUGUUUUUUUUUUUUAAGUUGAAUUUUCGAUUAUAUUUUCUUGUAUUUUACUUUCCAAGUGCUUAAGGAUUCUUUGAUGCCUUGUUGUUGCGAACCGAGGAAUGUUUUGUGUCCUAUUGUUUUAUACAUUGUAAAAGGAGAUUGUUUAUAGUUUCUCCACAGUAUAGUGUGAUUUUUUGUAAUUCAUGAAGAGAAAAAAAAAAUUAAAAACCAGGGACGAUAAAUUUUCGAAUUAAUUAAUGAUAUUAUUUUUCGGUGAUCCAACAGUUUGAAUAAAUACUCUUUUAGAUGGAUCAGGGUGUACUAUCAUGGGGCUUUGCUGGUAGUUGAGUUGCUAUGAUCCUCAUAAAGUUAAAAAUUACUUUCAUGAAAACACCUCGGAGGUAUGUAAACUAUUAUAGAGGGAACCCGUUUUCAUUACACAGACAUUACAUACAGAUGUCCACUUACAACAUGGUGGUUAUGUGAGCUGGGGUGGAUUCCUAUAUCGAGGGAUAGGAUUAGCUUAAAGUUUUCAGUAACUCUUAAUGAAAUUGACCUCUGGUGCCGUGACCUGUGUUAUCACCGCGGCAGUGCCGUUUUCUCAAUGGUAACAAAAUGCUCGCCGGCCAGUGUCGCAUUGUUUUGUUAGCCCUCUGGUUCUAGUAUAUAACUCUAUGCCAAACAGUAAUACAUGUAUUCAAACAUAGAUCUGUAUAUUUGAUGCAAGAAUAACCCUUCCCCUCCUAAAAAAAAUAUUGGCUAAAAUUUUUGUGAGAAGAUAAAAUAGAUACUGAGCUGAGGGUCCACCAUUUCCCCCUUAAAUCAACAUCGACAUGAUGCCAAAAUAAUGCAUUUACCCUUUUUUUAUUGAGGAUUAAAUUAAUUCAUUGUACCCUGAACAUCCAUUGAGUGGUUUAAUGUGAAAUCAAAGAGAAAAUCAUCUUUUCUAAAUGCAUAUUAUGUCAUUCAUGACCAAUAUCUUAGUUGAAAACUCACGGCUGUUAUCACUAAACAGCUGAGGGAGAUGCGAUCAUAUUGCAUGGAGCAAAUUGUGUGUAUAAGUGUGCAAGACACAACCUUUUGACUAAACAUGACGACUUAAUUUUUGUAAGAGACUUCACCAUUUGGUAGUACAUGUAAUUGCUAUAGACAAUACAUUUGAUGUUAUUGGUAACAGUUGGAUUCUCAAUUGGGUAUUAAUUCAGCAUUAAUUUGGCAAGAUUCUUAUUUGGGCAAGGCUUAGCAUUAAGAUUUUCAAAAGGGGUUCAAGUAUAACCAAUUAAGGAUUUCAAAUGUCAUGCAUUCUAAAAAGCAGAAACAUUUAUUAAGCCUUUUGUUUCAUCCCCGAUAUAACGGGGAAAAUGUGUGUCACUUUGCUUGUCUACCUCCACAUUUGUUUAAAAAUUGCUGAUUGCUGGUUGUUGUUUUUCAAUGAAGGUUAUGUUUUUCCCCCAAUGUUUCAGUCGCCAGUAUAUUACAAUGGGUUGAUGACUGAACCUCAUUAGACUUUUGAAUAAAAAAAAAACUGUCUGUAAA